AUGAUCCUUGCACUCAGACCUCCAAAGAUGGUGGAAGGAGAGGUAUAUUUCCAGUUUACUAAAGAAGAGAUUGCACGAUUAGCGGAGCCUUUCUGCUAUUCGGUAGUGCUUAAGUUUCUAAAGAACAGACCAUCGUUGGAUGCUGUGAGGGCUUUCAUUCACAGUCGUUGGGGCCUUAUGGCCAUUCUAGUAGUAUCAUCCAUGAGGAGACCUCGUAACAUCUUCGUACGCAUGGCUAAUGAAGCUGAUUUCACCAAGGCAUUAUCGCGGGAGGUUUGUGAGAUUAAUGGGAUCUUUUACCGUGCAUUCAGAUGGUCAUCGGAUUUCAAUGAGGAUGCAGAGCCUUCUAGGGUCCCGGUAUGGGUUUCUUUGCCGGGUCUCCCUCCAAACUUUUAUCAACAAGCUUUCUUAAAUAUACUGAUGGCACCCAUUGGAACUUUCAUCCGUCGUGAUAAUUCGACUCGGUGCGCAACAAGAACGGAUGGUGCAAGAUUAUGUGUGGAAGUUGAUGCUGCAAAACCUCUGUUGUCUCAUUUCUGGAUUGGAGCGCCUGAGCUACCUUCUAGUCGAAAGCAAGAAAUCAUCUAUGAAACACUCCCGGCUUACUGCUCUUCUUGUAAUAUGCAGGGUCAUAACGCACGGACUUGUAAUCCUGGGAAAGCUGGUAAGAAUGGGGGAAGAAAAGUGAAUAAAAAAGGCCGCUCGGAGACAAAGAUGCUGAUAAAUGAUUAG
This is a messenger RNA of Juglans regia (Persian walnut), 732 nucleotides long. RefSeq lists its product as uncharacterized. The record is from RefSeq and is a predicted model, not a curated record. The transcript has a single exon. The coding region runs from base 1 to 732 and encodes 243 amino acids. Lineage: Eukaryota; Viridiplantae; Streptophyta; Magnoliopsida; Fagales; Juglandaceae.